AUGAGAAUGAAAAUAAAUUUAAUUCUACCCAAAACUAUUUUGCUCAGUGCGAAAUCAUUUCAAUUUAAUGAUUUGUUUGCUUUCAUCGGUAGCUCGAAAGGUUUUAGAUGCCCAACAACGCAAUAUUAUAAAGCAAUGGGAAAAAGAAUUUUACUUAGUUUCAAGUCUCAACAUGAAUUCGAAACGUGA
This is a messenger RNA of Clunio marinus, 189 nucleotides long. The record is from the annotation of a GenBank genome assembly. Lineage: Eukaryota; Metazoa; Arthropoda; Insecta; Diptera; Chironomidae.